Messenger RNA from Puntigrus tetrazona (Sumatra barb), 3275 nucleotides. It is a transcript of the gene bco2a, whose product is annotated as beta-carotene oxygenase 2a. Gene Ontology annotation, cellular component: mitochondrion. Bases 92 to 1807 code for a protein of 571 amino acids. The record is from RefSeq and is a predicted model, not a curated record. Gene Ontology annotation, biological process: carotene catabolic process; retinal metabolic process. The transcript has 13 exons. Lineage: Eukaryota; Metazoa; Chordata; Actinopteri; Cypriniformes; Cyprinidae. Gene Ontology annotation, molecular function: carotenoid dioxygenase activity; beta-carotene 15,15'-dioxygenase activity.
UAAAGCGUACGUAACGUGGGUCACAGUGCUCCGCGCCAGCGCACAAUUCAGUCUACUGGAUUCUCUUGUAUAUAACUUGUUUCACUUAAUCAUGUCGGCAAGUGCGCUUAAAUAUGCAUUCAGGACCAGCAAAGGGUGCAGCCUCACAUCUCUCUACAGGAUGUCCUGCAGUAAGCAUCAAACGACUGCGGCCGCUCAGAAAUCAUGCUUCAAACAAGUACAUGGGCUGCCAAACAUCGCACCCUUGGUAAGUUCGGUAGAGGAGCUGCCUGAAACCAUCCCCACCACAGUCAAAGGCACCAUCCCAACCUGGAUCCAUGGGAGUCUGCUGAGAAAUGGCCCAGGAAAGUUUGAGUUUGGGAAUCAGCAGUAUAACCACUGGUUUGACGGCAUGGCCUUGAUGCAUCGCUUUCAGAUUGAGGACGGUCAGGUGACGUACAGAAACCGCUUUUUGCGCAGCGACUCGUAUAAGCAGAACAGAGAGAGGAACCGUAUCAUGGUGUCAGAGUUCGGCACUUUGGCUCUACCUGAUCCCUGCAAGAACUUCUUUCAGCGCUUCCUGUCCAGAUUUGAGAUGAUAAAGCCAACAGAUAAUGCCAGCGUCAACUUUGUUAAAUACAAGGGUGAUUAUUAUGUCAGCACAGAGACAAACUACAUGCACAGAGUGGAUCCAGAUACUUUGGAGUCUAAAGAGAAGGUGGACUGGAGCAAGUUUAUCGCCGUGAACGGUGCUACUGCUCAUCCACACUUUGAUCCAGACGGCACAGCUUACAACAUGGGCAACUCGUACAGAAACAAAGGGGCUUUCUAUAACAUCAUCAGGGUGCCACCAGAAAGAGACUGCCCAGAAGAUACUCUAGAGGGAGCCAAGAUAUUGUGCUCUAUUGCCCCUCGUGACAAAUCCAAACCCUCCUAUUACCACAGCUUUGGCAUGUCAGAGAACUAUGUAGUGUUCAUCGAGCAGCCCAUUAAGAUGGAUCUGUUUAAGAUAGUGACUGGUAGACUAAGGGGGAAAUCGCUAAAUGAGGGAGUUUACUGGGACCCCAACCAGGAAACCAUAUUCCACCUUAUUGACAAACAGACUGGAAAGGAGAUGCCGGUGAAGUACCAUGCCAAGGCCUUGUCCACCUUCCAUCAGAUCAAUGCUUUUGAGCAGGAUGGAUUCCUCAUGCUAGACAUAUGCUGCUCUGAUGACGGUCAGGCCAUAAACAACUUCCUCAUCCAGAACCUGCGUCAAUCAGGAGAGGCUUUAGAUGAGAUGUAUAACACCAUGAGCAGGCCAUUGCCCCGUCGUUUUGUGCUGCCUCUCAACAUCACCAGUGAAACCCCACUGGAACAGAACCUCAACACACGGCCUGACAGCACCGCCACCGCCGUCUGCCGCAGUAAAAAUCAGGUAUUUUGCACAUUUGAGGAUCUCCACGGUGAAGACCUGAAAGACUACGGUGGCUUGGAGUUUCCACAUAUUAACUAUGCCAAAUAUAACACCAAACCUUAUAGAUUCUACUACGGUUGUGGCUUCAGACACCUAGUAGGUGACUCCCUGAUUAAGAUGGAUCUGGAAAGCAAAAAGUUAAAGGUUUGGCGCCAGCCUGAUCUCUAUCCGUCAGAGCCUGUCUUCGUUCCUUCACCCAAUGCUGAGGAAGAGGACGAUGGAGUGAUCCUGUCUGUGAUUAUCACACCAGCUAAGGAUAAGAGUACGUUUCUUUUAGUCUUAGAUGCCAAAACAUUUGAAGAGCUGGGAAGAGCCGAAGUGCCUGUCAACAUUCCUUAUGGAUUCCACGGAGUCUUCAACUCUAGUGCAUGAAGCUCUUUGGAUCACUCCAACUAAAUAACAAAUAGCAAGUAGCUCUUCAAAAUGGUUGCCACACCAGUCGCCUCUACUAUUGAAAGCAAGAGACUAACAGAACAAUAUAUCAAAGAAAUCAGCCCAAAGAGAUCACAUAUCAACCUCAUAUAUUUUUUGAAAGAACAACAUAUAUAGUUAGUUGAUUUUCUGCAAGAACUGAUACCUUAACUAAAACAAUACAAUAACUGUGGAGUUAAAUUUUAAUUUUUCUACAACUUUUAACAUGAAAAAGUUUUACGUGCUGUGGCUUUGUUCCAAAAUGUUUGAUGUGGGGUGGGUUUAGUAUCCGUGUUCAUUAUCAUGGCCCACUCAGUCAUAAUAUAAUAAUUAUAUAAUAUAAUUUCUAAACAGCAUUAGAAAAUGCUAUUUAACAAUAAGAAUAAUAAGAUGGCGAGAUAUGCAAACACUGUGUUGUUUCUGUAGACCUGUCAGAAAAUAUUGAAGGCUUUGCUUUUAUUUUUGGGGAAAAGAACUGCUUUUUAUUAUGUGAAAUGAUGGGUUUUGGUGUUAAACAUUAUGGUGAACUGCAAAAAAAAAGGUAACACUUCAUUGGUUCAUUUGUUAAUAUUAGUUAGCAUGAACUAAGAAUGAAAAAUUAUUUUACAGCAUUUAUUAAUUUUAGUUAAUAUUAAUUUCAGCAUUUACUAAUGCUUUAUUAAAAGUCGUGUUUGUUAACGUUAGUUAAUACACCGUGAACUAACAUGCAUGAACAGUGAGCAACUGUAUUUUUAUUAACAUGAACAAAGAUGAAUAAAUAGUGUAAUAAAUGCAUUGUUAAUAGUUUGAUCGUGUUAGUUACUACAUUAUCUAAUGUUAACAAAUGACACCUUAUUGUAAAGUGUUACCAAAUUAUAUGACCUCUUUAGAUUGAGCCAAGUGAUCUCAUUUUGAUACAUAUAUGAUUUCUCUCUACAUAUUCAAUCUGUGUUAUUUUCUCUUCUACUGUUUUUAUCUUUUACACUGUCGACUUCAUGUUUAUGCUAUAUCACAACAUGAAACGUUUGCAAUUCAUGUUAUUCGCUCAGUUAAACAAAACUUGUUUCUUUGCUCUAAAAGCAAAUGUGAACAUACCACUAGAUGUGAAUGUGCUCAUGGAUAAUAUGGUUAAUAUUUUCCAUUUUCAGGCCUGCUUCCUUAAAGGUGCUUAAAAAGCAGAUGUGCCAUAUGAAAAAUUAAUGUUGAUAGUUAAGUAACAAAAAACAAUCACAUUUUUUCUACCUCUUUGUGAAGUAAUAUUCGAAAGAACUGCUUCUCUUGUGCAUUACUCUUUAUAUCCGCAUAUGCAUUUAUACACUUUUAUUUUUUAUCAAUUCUAAUUGUGACGUAACAAUCACAAUGACUGUGCUGAAUAUUUGUACACACAAUACUCAGUUCAUACGGUCAGCUUUAAUAAAAAAAAAACAUUCAUAAUGUUUAAAAGCAAAAA